AUGAUCAGCAACUCCUUAUCCAACAUAGAGCAUAGAGCAUACCAAAUAGAAAGAAGAAUCGAUUGUCUAGAAAAUAAUAGCCUACAUCCAGAAUCACUGACAAUUAAUACCAACAUUUCCAAAACGAGAACACCAAUUGUAGAAGGUCCUAGAGCUUCUGUAGUGUCCGUCCUUCCAGAACCGAGCGAGUGCGAUAACUAUGAUCAUUAUGAUGACAGCCAAUCAUUUCAAGCUCCUUCAGAGAAUCUCCAUAAUAACAGCUGGUUUUAUCACCGCGAUUUGAUCAAGGGAAAUGUCGCUUAUCUGGAAAGGAAAGAAGAAAUAUUUUGGAAAGAGUUGUUAGAAAAAUAUCUAAAACCCACUCAAGAUGAUAAAAAAAAAGUUGGUAAAGAACUAAAGGAAUUACGAAAUAAAAUGGUUAUUACGUUUUUCAUGCUGAACUUACUCUUCGUGUUAAUAAUAUUCCUAAUGACAUUGCGAAAAGAUUUACUACAUGUCCAAUGGCCCUUUAAUCCAAGUGUAAACUUUACAUAUACAAAAGCAUCAUACGGAAACGAGAUCAUGAUAAUGAAAACUUAUCUACAGCUCGAACCAAUAGGAUUAGCUCUUGGUGCAGUAUUUUUUAGCGUAAUGGUCAUUCAAUUUACAUGCAUGUUACGUCAUCGGUUUAGUACUUUUGCACAAAUCAUGGCAAACAGUACACUAAAUUUCCAUUUAUUCAAACCAAAGGUAGUAUACUUAACAUAA
This is a messenger RNA of Sitophilus oryzae (rice weevil), 747 nucleotides long. RefSeq names its product chitin synthase chs-2-like. The record is from RefSeq and is a predicted model, not a curated record. NCBI's taxonomy places the organism in Eukaryota, Metazoa, Arthropoda, Insecta, Coleoptera, Curculionidae. The transcript is spliced from 4 exons. The coding region runs from base 1 to 747 and encodes 248 amino acids.